Molecule: messenger RNA, 3132 nt
Organism: Cynara cardunculus var. scolymus (artichoke)
Lineage: Eukaryota; Viridiplantae; Streptophyta; Magnoliopsida; Asterales; Asteraceae
Product: receptor-like protein EIX2
Exons: 2
Coding region: 1-3132 (1043 amino acids)
Molecular function (GO): protein binding
Source: RefSeq, a predicted model, not a curated record
AUGGCAAAUGAGGGAUGUUUUCCUCUCGGAAAAAGAGGUAGCAGAAGUGGGGUCUCCGCCGUAGUUAUACGACCACCGUGGACAAAGCGCGCUUUGUGCAUUGAGAGCGAGAGACUGGCACUUCUGCAGUUUAAGCACGAUCUCAUAGAUGGUGCCAACCGGCUCGCUUCAUGGAAUACUGCAAACAUCGGCUGCUGUAGAUGGUAUGGAAUUGUCUGUGAUAACUUCACCGGUCAUGUCCAAGAGCUUCACCUUCGAGGACCUGAUCCGGAACUUGAAGAAGUAUCUAUUCAAAUGCUAGCAGGAAAAAUAAACCCUUCGCUGCUUUCGUUGAAACAACUCAAGUAUCUAGAUUUGAGCUGCAACGAUUUUGAAGCUACCCGAAUUCCUAGUUUCUUUGGCUCUUUUCAGAACUUGGAAUAUCUGAAUCUCUCAAUGUCACAAUUCUAUGGUCCAGUUCCUUACCAACUGGGGAAUUUGUCCAUGUUGGUUGCCCUUGAUCUCAGAGAGGGGCGGUGGCUAGGUAAUGUUCGCAUUAAGAGUCUAGAUUGGUUGUCUGGUCUCCCUUUGUUGCAACAUCUAGAUAUGUCUGGUUAUGAUCUUAGAAGUGUUUCCAAUUGGCUUCAAGUGAUCAACACCCUUCCGUCUUUGGUGGAAUUGCACUUGUCUUCAUGCCAUCUUUCUCAAAUCCCUUAUCGUUUAUCAGAAGUUAAAUUUACUUCACUUACCAUCCUCGAUCUUUCGUAUAACAUUUUCGAUAGUUUGAUGCCUGGGUGGAUUUUUACUCUGAAUAAGCUAGUUUCUCUGGAUCUGUCUAGCUGCUUUCUUCAUGGUCCAUCUCCUGGUAAUGCUGGUGGUUUUCAUAACAUGACUGAUCUAAAGUUUCUUCUUGUUCCUGAAAACGAUUUUAUGAACUCGUUUUUGGUUUUGAGGGGGUUGUUGAGCCUAACUGGUCUUGUGUCCCUAGAUAUUAGUACCUGCAAUAUUUCAACUUCAAUUCUAGGUGGUCUUCAGAAUAUGACUUCCCUUGUUAGUAUCGACUUGGCACGAAAUCAAAUUGUGGAGACGUUUCCGAAUUCAUUCGGCAACCUUUGCAACUUGAUUUACAUCGAAAUCCGAGAUAAUUACAUUAGCGGAAGUAUAUCAGAGAUUAUAAAUAGUUUCUCUGAAUGUAAAUCACCUAAGUUGGAGCAUUUAGGGUUUUCUACAAACGGAUUUUCUGGUUCUAUACCAUAUAGACUAGGAAAACUUCAAAAUCUAGUUACUCUUGAUCUUGCAUUCAAUCAUAUUUCUGGUACACUUCCAGAUUCUUUAGGAAGAUUGUCAUUCUUAAGGAAGUUGAUACUUAAUGUUAACUCCAUUUCUGGUCUGAUCCCCGAUUCACUUGGAAACUUAACAUCACUGGAAUGGUUAGAGAUUUCUUUCAAUAAUUUCAAUGGAACUCUACCUGAAAGUGUAGGUCAACUAGGAAAAUUGACAUAUUUGAGUGUCCAUCACAAUUCGUUAACAGGAGUUUUAACCGAAGAUCACUUUACGAAUCUCACGUCUUUGAAGACUUUAUGGGCAGAUGCAAACAUGUUAACUCUAGAACUAAGUGUUGAUAAUUGGGUUCCUCCUUUCCAGCUUGAUAUCCUGAGAAUAGGUUCUUGGAAUUUAGGCCCUAAUUUCCCAUCAUGGCUUCAGUCACAAAGAAACUUGAUGAAUUUGGACAUAGCCAAUGCAGGAAUUUCAGACAUCGUGCCUAGUUGGUUUUGGAUCUCAUUUUCUGAUAUUUUAUUCUUGAAUGUGUCUCAUAACAAUAUCCGAGGGAUGUUGAUAGGAAAUCUUAGUAUCCUUGUACCAGAGGCAGUAGUAGAUCUUAGUGACAACCAAUUUGAAGGCCCGUUGCCUGGAACAUUCAACGAAGUUGACAUUCUUCUUCUUGAUGUUUCAAACAAUAAUCUUUCAGGAUCUCUUGAGAUGUUCUUGUGUCCUAGUUUAAAAAAAGAUAGACAACUUAAGGUUCUCGAUCUAGCCAACAACAAUCUGUCAGGUAUUAUCCCAGAUUGUUGGACGAAUUGGCAAGCUUUAUCAGUUGUAAACUUUGAGAACAAUGGUCUUUCUGGAGAACUUCCACAAUCUGUUGGGAGCUUAUCUUCCCUCCAAUCACUCGACAUCCGCAAUAACAAGCUCUUUGGGAAACUACCUGCAUCUCUGUUGAAUUUGAAAAGCUUACAAAUUAUUGAUCUUGCUGAGAAUGAAUUCACUGGAAGCAUACCGCUGUUGAUAGAUGGAGAAGAAACAAAGUUGAAACUAGUCAGCCUCAGGUCAAACAAGUUGGAAGGUGAAAUCCCAGAUGAACUUUGUCGCCUUACUUCUAUCCAGAUCUUGGAUCUUGCCCAUAACAAUCUUUCAGGAACCCUCCCAACAUGUUUUCACAACUUCAGCCUCAUGUCCGGAAGGCAAAAUUCAAGUGAAAUUGUGCUAUAUGAUUUGCCAUUUCAGGUGCAAGUUCUUGGCAGUGCAUCAUUGGUGACUAAAGGAAGAGAGUUUGAGUAUAGCACUAUUCUAUAUUUGGUUACAACAUUGGAUCUUUCAGGUAACAAAUUCUCCGGCCCCAUUCCCAAGGAACUUGUGGGACUCUUAGGCUUGCGCUGGUUAAAUUUGUCAGGAAAUCAUUUAACGGGAAGAAUUCCCGAGGCGAUUGGUAAUAUGGCAUUACUUGAAUCUCUUGAUUUGUCUGUGAACCAGCUUGAUGGGAGGAUACCUUGGAGCAUGUCUAGGUUGACAAAGUUAAGUUGGUUGAGCAUAUCUUGCAACAAAUUGACUGGAGAAAUCCCAACAAGUACUCAGCUCCAGAGCUUCAAUGAAUCCAGUUUCAUGGCAAACACACUCUGUGGUCCUCCACUUGCAGAGGUAUGCAACAAGAAAAAGGUCUCAAAUAGAGGAAGUGGAGAAGUAAAUGGUGAUGGAGUGGACUGGGGAUUUAUCAUCAGCAUUUUGGUCGGAUUUAUAAUUGCGUUCUGGGCUGUGGUUGCUCCUCUGAUUGCCAACAAAGUAUGGAGAAGUGCUUACUUCUAUUUUCUCUACAAAGUGUGGUUCAAGAUUCGUAUUACUUAUCGUAAGUGUUUCUUUAACAUGCCACCCAAUUGA